Seminavis robusta is the source of this 3893-nucleotide messenger RNA. Lineage: Eukaryota; Bacillariophyta; Bacillariophyceae; Naviculales; Naviculaceae. The record is from the annotation of a GenBank genome assembly.
UCGAAUAUUUAUUCGAUUCGAAUGGUAAAUUCAAUUCGAACGGUAACAAUCAAAUAAAACUUUUUCUUCGUUCAAUUCUCCCAGAAAAAUUCAAAAUUGCCUUGCUUUCCACUUCCCGCCAUUUUUUCUUCUCUCACUCUUCGCGCUCGUCUUCAUCCACCGAACACACCGUUUGAUCGAUUGUCAUUGUGGUUGUUUGAGUUGAGUUGAGUGGAAGAAGAAGAAGAAGAGUAAGACCAGGCAAAGAGAGAUACAACACCAAAAAAUUGGAGAAGAGAAGCAAAAUGCCGAGAACCCGUCGCAGUUCCUCUUCCGAUGAGGAACAGGAGAAAUCCAGAAAGAUUCCAAGGCGCCUCAAGGGGAAAGUGUCGUACACAGAGGACAGCGACGGUGACGACGAAUCAAAGAGAAACUCUGAUGACGACCAGUCUGUGGUCUUGGAAAUCUCUUCAGAGGAAUCAUCUGAGGAAGACAUGAUAGAAGAUGAUGAUUAUCAAGUGGGGCGCCGACGCAGUAAACGGGUGGCAAAGGACAAAAAGAGCAAGCAACCUGCUGCUGCUGAAACGGCGACAACAGCCCGAACUCGCCGUGUUUCAGCCCGCAACAACAAAUCCACCACCAGCAUGCGAGACGACUCGGAUGAUGAUGACUUUGGUUCCGAAGAUGACAACAUGGUGGAAAGCACAAAACUCACAAAGCUGGAUGAUGAUGAUUCAGUCAAUGAGCAGCAGGCCCUGAAGCAUCGCGUGAGCACGGAAUCUGGAGAGACAAAGGCAUCGGAUUACUCGGACAGUGGCGGUGAAGAGGCGAAUGAUGAUGACGACAACUUUCUUGCGGAUGAUUAUGUAGAAGAUGAAAAACCCAAGGGGAAACGAAAGGCAACCAAACAGGCGGCAAAACCAAAGCCCGAGUUUGACCCCUACAAAAUCCAUAGAAUCAUUGCAUCGCGAACCGAGACACGGUCUACAUGGUUCGACAUGUGCAAAGCAGCAGACACAUCCGCCAUCCAUGCAGGAAGUCGCUGGAUCCAAAAAGAACCUGCAAAGGAAGACCACAACACGCUGGAGGAACGCUUUCUGGUCAAGUGGAAUGACUUGUCUUUCAUGCACUGUUCCUGGGAAACUGAAUUGGAUCUCGUGGAAUCCAUUGAUGGGGCCAAGCCGGCCAUUGCUGUCUUUCGUCGAAAAGCAUGCGACGAUGGCAGAAUUUACACCACAGACGAACGAUGCGACGGGGAAUACUUUGAUCCAGCGUGGGUGCAAGUAGAGAGAAUUCUGGAGGUUCAUUUGCCACAGGGGUGUCCGCCAGCAACAGCAAAAGACAAUCAAGCACGCCCCGAGGAUUUUGGCGUCGUCUUGGAAAAGGAUGCCGACGACUAUGAGGACGGACUCGGGAGACAAUUCUUUGUCAAGUGGAUGCACCUUCCCUACUCUGAAGCAACCUAUGAAUACGAAAGGGAUCUCAUCCUGUGUGACAUUUCGUAUGUCGAGCAAAUCCAAGAGCUUGAGAAGCGGUCUACUCAGACACCACUUGAAACCGCCAAGCAACGAAAGAAGAUUGGCGAAACUGAGGCACGUCGGCUCUACAAAGAUGUGUUCGGUGAAAGGAGCGAGGCGAAACUGGAGAAUGGGCCGGCUCAAUACCAGGAGUCCUUGGAGCAAAUUCAGUACCCAAACGGCGGCAAGCUGCGUGACUACCAGGCUGAAGGAGUUGCUUGGUUGAUGGCAAACUACAUCAAUGAUCGCGACUCUAUUCUUGCGGACGAAAUGGGUUUGGGGAAGACAAUUCAGGUUGCCGCUUUCCUUGGCCGUCUGGCAUCCACACUGCAUCGACGUGGGCCGUUCCUCAUCGUCGUUCCAUUGUCAACUCUUGGCAACUGGAAGAAAGAGCUUGGAGCCUGGUUGGGUCUCAAUACAGUUGUCUACCACGGCAAAGCGGCUGAUCGGAAGAUGAUACGACAUCUGGACAUGAUCUUUGAAGGCGAUCGUCCUAGCUCCGUUCGUUCCAAUGAACUGUACCUGCGAAAGUGCUCUCGGUCACGGCGAGCCACGAUUGGCAAUCCGUGGAUGGCAGAAGUAGUGCUCACCACACCAGAGAUGAUUUGCACUGAUGAUUACAUGGAACUGACAGCAAUCAACUGGGAAUGCAUGGUGGUAGAUGAGGCUCAAAAACUGAAGAGCCGUAGAUCCAAGAUCGCAACCAAUCUAAGAGACCCCUCCUUUCACUUUACCCACAAGAUCCUUCUGACAGGAACUCCAAUCCAAAACAACAUGGAGGAACUGUUUGCUCUCCUGAGCUUUGUUGACCCGAAGCAGUUCCCAGAUUGUGAUGAUUUCAUGGAUCGGUAUGGAUCUAUAGAAAGCAAGGAGAGUCUGGACAUGCUCCAUGAAGAAAUCAGGCCCUACAUCCUAAGGCGUCUCAAGGAAGAUGUGGAGAAGAGUGUGCCACCGAAGGAAGAAACAGUCAUUGAAGUGGAACUGACCCUUGCCCAAAAGCAAUACUACAGGGCCUUGUAUGAGAAGAAUGCCAAGUUUUUGCUGAAGAACAAGAAAAAAGCUGUGGACGGCCCUAGUCUGACCAACCUUGCCAUGCAACUCAGGAAAUGCUGCAACCAUUUGUUCCUUCUUAAAGGAAUUGAAGAAGAGUUUCGUGUCAAGCAUUGCAAGGGAGGCCAGGCCCUAUCGGAUGGUGAUCUCCUAGUCAAGGGAUCGGGAAAGCUUGUGCUGCUUGACAAGUUGUUGCCUCGCUUGAAGGACAAUGGUCAUAGGAUCCUCCUCUUUUCCCAGUUCAAGAUCAUGUUGGAUGUUUUAGAGGACUACAUGGAUGACCGAAGCAUCAAAUUCGAAAGGAUUGAUGGCUCCAUCACUGGCCAACAGCGCCAACAAGCCAUUGACAGGUUCCAAGCACCUAUAUCCCAAGGCAAAGAACCACCUUUCAUCAUGCUUCUGUCCACUCGAGCUGGUGGUGUUGGGAUCAACCUUACUGCAGCUGACACCUGCAUCAUCUUUGACUCUGAUUUCAACCCCCAAAAUGAUCUCCAGGCCCAAGCUCGCUGCCACAGGAUUGGGCAAACGAAAAGUGUAAAAGUGUACAGGUUGCUCAGCCGGCAGACCUAUGAAAUGCAGAUGUUCCACAUGAGCUCCCUCAAGUUGGGGCUUGAUCAAGCUGUCCUUUCUGGGUUUGAAGGUGGUGCAGAAAGCGCUUUGAGCAAGGACGAAGUGGAAAGCUUGCUUCGGAAAGGGGCGUACUCAAUCCUGGGAGAAGACAAAGAAGGGGCCGCGGCAGCCUCAAAUGCGUUUGCUGCAGACGACAUUGACACAAUCUUGCAGCGCCAUAGUCGGUUGAUUGUGCACGAGAACACUGGCACUGGAAGUGCUUCCGCAGGUGGGAAGUUUUCAAAGGCCCGAUUUUCUUCCUCCUCGCCUUCAAAGCAAAAGACCGAACAAGAAGAUGUUGCUGUUGACGAUCCUCGGUUUUGGCAGAAAAUGCUUGGCCAUGUUGCUGUACCGGUAGGGGAUGAAAAUGGGGAAGACGUGAUAGUUCAAGGGAAACGAGUUCGCAGCGUGCGCAACUAUGCAGAGUCCGUCUAUGACCAGGAGCUCCAAGCCACGCUGCGCGAUAGCGACAACGAAGCCGACGAUGGGGACGACAACAAUGGAGCCAGUGACAGUGAGAAUGAAGACGAUUCUUUUGAACAAGGCGAAGAAUCCGAGAGCGACGACGAAAACGAAAUCGAGGUGCUUCUCUCGCCAGGAGGAACCCAGGCUCACAAAGCUCCGGAAAAUAACACUCCCCAGGCCGACGCAAGCUCAAGCCAACCUGAAAUUCAACCUGACGAAGCUCCGACAAAUAAGAGAUCUCAGGCCGACGCAAGCUCAAGCUUACCUGUCUGA